Molecule: messenger RNA, 2897 nt
Organism: Phytomonas sp. EM1
Lineage: Eukaryota; Euglenozoa; Kinetoplastea; Trypanosomatida; Trypanosomatidae
Source: the annotation of a GenBank genome assembly
UGUAGGAAAUAUUUAAACUUAAAAAGCACACAACGAUAAAGCUAAUUUCAUAAAAUAUACUAAUAACAUCAUAUAUAUUUGAUAUAGAGAAGUGUGACUAGGAAAAGGAAAGGGGAAACGAAGAACAACCCCAAGAGUGAGGUUUAGGAAAGAAUAUUUAUUCUUUGAAUACCUCUUUUUGGUUUGUUUCUUGUUUGUCACUUUUCCUUUAUUCGUAUCUCGCGCACGUCACUACCUAUUCACCACCACUGCUGCACGAGACUGUUUUGCUUUGUUUUGUUUUUGAAAACAGUGAUCUCAGAGUGGUUUAUCAUUUGGUUCUUGCAACAUAAAAGUUUAAGGAAAAUUUUUGACUGUACAUAUAUAUCUAUAAAAACAAGCGCUCUACAUAGAAAGGUGAUAAAAAGGAUAGUAUCAGAAAGGCGUAACAAAGCUUCAAACAACGAAAAAAAAAGGGAAACCCUUUCUCCUCAAUAUUGACUUUUUGUAUCACCUAAAAACUAAAGGGGAAUAGGUCUGCUUUUCCUUUGUACAAUCUAUUCGGCAACUCAGCAUCACAUACGUACUACCGCUUUGUUUUAGUGGUGCUAAGUUCCUUUUUUAGAAGUAAUCUGUUUGUCUUUUAUUCAUACCCAUCUUGCUCAUAAACCUAAAACAAAGUCCUACAGCUGAGAAAGUGUGGACAAAGGAAAAGGGUAAUUCAAAGUCCACAAGAAUUCUAAAAAUAAGGGGAACUCCUUUCUUUCGUUUAUUUCCUCGUCCCAUUGUAUUAGCAUUAAAUUAUUGCUCCUAUCAGGUGGUGUUUCUUCGCAUUUUGUUGUUCAUCUAUUUCGAAGUGUCCCACCUGCCCAUCACAGCUCCGAGAAUAUUCUUUUUCCCGUUGAAUAGAGAACAAAGAGCGAAAUAUACACUUUUCCAAACAAAAAUAUAUACAUCAGAGCUCCUGUCCUGUCUACUUUAUUAGGCCUUUGUGAAGGGGGAGACACAAUCUGCUUUUUUGUGUCGUGUAUUAGUUGGUAGCGGUGCAUUUGUUAACAACGAAUACACACGAAUAAAGUGAAAGUAGGGAUUGUGUUAGAGUAAGGAGAAGUUGCAAGAACUGUGUAUAUCUAUAUAGUUCAAACAUCGUAGCGGAGUGCAGAGAAAAAGAGGAAAUGGAUAUUUCAGAGGUCACAGGUGGGGGUCCUGCCUUGGCAGGGGCCCCUGCUUCCCCUAUAGGUCCACCCUCGCAUCACACCGCGACAGCCGCAGAGUCCCAGCUAUUUUCUCACAAUAGCCGUAAAUGUGAAAGGGUUGAUGGGCUGGCCGAUGAUGCCGUCCUUGAUAAAAGUACUGAGCCAUUGGAUGAAUCUUCUUUAGCAAGUGAACUGGAUAUGUUCGAUAUAGAGCUGCAGAAGGAAUUUCAAGCGGCCAACCUACGCUCCGCUAUGCCAUCGGCAGGCAACCACAACGCCGGUAUAGGAACGCACACGCGAGGGGGGGGGUACACCAGCUACGGCGUCUCGUCGGUUCCACACGCCUCCGGGGUUGUCCGUGGGUCUCGUGGGCAUCCCGAGGCCAUCCCCUCAACCGUGACCACAUCGGAUCCAGACAAGCGAUUCUCCUCCGUAGCGGAUGCCUACCAGCUCUCCUCGUUCACACAAGACUUAGAGAAAUCCGUUCACCUCAUCCACACCUUGGCUCAAGACAUCCGUCGCGAGAUGCAGAUCGUAGGGAACGGCAGCUAUAGUUACGUCACCGGUCAUCCUGCUAGUGGGAGCGCGAAGAGCGGCCGCGGCAGUCCGGCCGUGGCGCCGUCCCUGAGCACGACCUUUGUGGAGGACCUCCGGUUGGUUACCAUGGUAGUGCAGGAUAUCAACCAGAGCUACCACCUUAACUUCGGCAGCCCCUUCUCUCCUGGCAGUGCGCCCACACUCGGAGGUGGGGGAGCGGCGUACCCUCCGCAGACGGGUUUGCGUGCGGCGCUCCCGCGAACCUCCCCUGGCGGCGGUCGCAGCAGUAGCUGUAAUGGCAUCAACAACACUAACAACGGCCGCAGCACCAUCGAUACGGAGGUGAACGACUCACUCCGCCGCAUCAGCUACGCAGCAAACAGCCCGAGCUACCACCACGACUACGAGGUGCGGCCGGUGAACCCCUACCAGGCGGCCCCGCACGGCGCCUACACGAUCCCACCACAGGCCCCACAGACGCAAUACCCGUCGCAGUACUUCUUUAACCACCCCACCACCAAUCCUACUGCUACGAAUACUACCGGUGGCGAUGGUGCGAGCCGCACCCCCACGGUGGUACAUUACCUCGAGCACGUCACCCUGGGCAGGGCCGGUGGUGCGAACCCCGCCCUAAACCCCAUCGCCACCACGAAUACCAAUAACACGAACGUCACAGGGAAGAAGGCGAUUGGCACGCGGAACCCCAUCACCACCACCACCACUGGAAAGGAAGUGGGGGGAAACCCACACGCGCAGCACGUCGCGUAUCCCCUCGCGGUGAAGCCGCAGCCCGGCGUCACGGAUGGCCGGGGUGGCCGCAACCGCGGGCCGCGCAGUCGGAGCGGGAAGAACGUGGCGCCGAGCAACUACUCCGCCUUCUCGGAGUGCUCCGGCGGCGAGACCCGGAGCUACAAGUCCACCACCACCACCACCGCCUUUCCCAACGCGCACCCCAACAGCUCCUCCUCCGCGAACGCCACAACGAACACCUCUUUAUCCAGCGCGGUGCUCUACCCCAUCAGCGCCGCCAUCCUGAACAACACCGGGGGCGGGGUGGGGGUCCUCAACGGCGGGAAUGGAGGAGGGUCGGGCGGAGGUUUGCACGGCGACGUAGAGGGCGGCGCGAACAAGGGAAUGGGAGCCGGUAACCCCAUAAGCGGGGUCGCCGGGGUGAAGUGUGAAUGA